Molecule: messenger RNA, 5798 nt
Organism: Dreissena polymorpha
Lineage: Eukaryota; Metazoa; Mollusca; Bivalvia; Myida; Dreissenidae
Product: HBS1-like protein
Exons: 6
Coding region: 108-2351 (747 amino acids)
Biological process (GO): translation
Molecular function (GO): GTP binding; GTPase activity
Source: RefSeq, a predicted model, not a curated record
GUAUUAAAUAAUACGUACAUAACAUAAACACUAACCGGCGAAGAGAAAUGAAAGUUGUUGAAUUUAAGUGAUUUGACCAGAUGCCCUUAUGAUAGGUUAACUGAAACAUGUCACGACACAGAAAUGUGCGGGCGUUGAACUACGAAGAUGACUACUAUGACGAAGAUGAUGUCUAUGGACAUUCAGUGGAAGACAACUACUGCAUUUCACCAGGAACAGCGGAGCAGUUCACUUUCGACCGUGACCGCAAUGUGGCCCUGGCCAACUACAUGGAUGAGCAGGAGGUGAUACAUGAGGAGGAGGAGCCAGGGGAGGAGUUGACCCAGCACAGAGUGUCACAUGACCCAGCUAGGCCUACCCUCUCAGAGAUUGACGAAGCGCGGCUGAACUCGUGCCUUGACGAGGUGCGCAGUGUGCUGGGGGACAGUGUGCCUGAGCAUGUCAUUGUGGAGGUCAUCGUGAGGCACAACUUCAGCAUCGAGGGGGCAUUUAACGAGCUGCUUAAUCAGCAAGAGGCCCCAAAACCCCAGCGUGAACCUCGAGACAACAGACGGAACCGAUCUCAAGAACUAGAUUAUGACAAUACUGACUCUCAUAUGAACUCUAUCUCAGGGGAUGUGGUUUUCUCUGGCAUUCCUUUAAAUCCCUCAGGAAGUUUGAAAUUUGGACAAAGUUUGUCCACCAGUCCUUCAGUCCUCGAAUAUGCCAGAAAAAUUCCAACAAUUCCUAGUGGAAUAGACAAUAAGGGACCAGACCUUGGUCAAUAUAAAUCUUUAAUCAAACAGUUAGCAAAUAAUUCAGGUAAACAAACUCAGAUCAUUUGCUCAGAUGGGAAUGCGAACCAAAAUUCUAGUAGCUCACAGUCAUUACCAAAACCAGCCAGUGAGUCUAAAAUUGAACUGCAUUAUCUAUCUGGUAGCUCAAGCAUCAAAACAGCUGAUGAAACAAAUAAUAAUACUGAUCUCAGGCCCCCAAAGUCAUCUAAUGGUCAAGGUCAACAAACAUCAAACACUUUGUGCCAUUCCACUCCAACCAGUGGUCAGACAUUGUCUCUGUCUGAGCUGGCAGCUAAGCAUAGUGUCGAGAAAUCUCCUAGGCUUGGAGAUUCAUUGGCAGUCCUUGCUGAAGCCCACAAGGCAAAGCUUCUAUCAAGCCCAGAUCAGAUGAGUAGCAAAGUUAGUUCAUUAGCUUUUAUACCAAGUACAUCACCCCUGACUAAACAUGCCUCAGACAAAUUAUCCAAUGGAGAUCACCUAGUGGAGUUUUCAUCGGUUCCAUCAAGCAUUUCAUCUCACCAAAGUACAGAUAAACCGUUAUUAGCUGACCUAGCCACAGUUAAUCUCUCUUCUACGGGACUUAGUCCAAGUUGUGGACUCUCAACUAGUGGUCUAACCUUAGCUGACCUUGCAAAGAAGCAUGUGUCAAGUGCAGGGGCUUCGCCAUUGUCUUCCAAGUUAUCUUCAGUUUCCCCUGCCUUUGGAAGCCCAGUGCCUACAGCUUCUCUUUCCAAAUCCACUGGAUCAACACAGGUGUCAGGAGUGUCUGCUAGCAGCUCAUCAGUCUCACCUGGAUUGUCAUUAGCCCAACUGGCUGAGGCCCAUGGUGCUUCAAGGUCUAGUGUUACCAUUCAAAAGAAAGUGGAAGGACAAUUAGUGGGUCUGCCUGAAUCUGGAUCAAUGUUAUCAGCCAGUUUGCUGUCAAACAAAAGCGAUAAAACACAGAUAAUGCUCUCAUUGUCUAACUUGGUGGAAAAGCACAGCCUUGUAAAAGCAAAGCCUACUGCAAAAUCUGCAAAUUUAGUUGAAGAAGGUAAGACCAGUGAAAGCAGAGGAGAUGUUGAGGCUAUGUCUACAGAUGUACAGAAGUUACAGAUGCAAACAUUGUCUUUGGCAGAUCUCAUUAAACAUAAAACAACAACGGCUAAUCCUCUAGGAAAUCAUGGUAAAGGUGCCAAGGUUGAUUCUCAAAGUCUUGAAGACAAAGUUGUCUCUGAUCCAAAAUUGAAACAUAUUGCAGAUGAGAUUGUUCAAUUAGAAGAUGAUUUGGGAGAAAUUCUGAGUUUGAACAAGGAUGUCAGUUUUGAAUGUCCAAAGCAUAUGUUGAAAGGUCCAUCAGUCAUUGGGAAAUCGCUGCUGUUUGUUGUUGAGCAUCAAGUGCAGGCAUCUAGAAAGGCUGUUGCAUAUAAGCAUAAAGGGUUUCAAUACAGCUGUCAGGCUAGAAAUUGUAGAAAGAAGAUUCAGGAAAUAAAAGUCAAUGAAGAAAUUAAUGUAUUUGAUUAUAAAAAACCUUCUCCAGAUGAUAUUGUCAAAGAAAGUCAAAAACAGGCAUUCCACAGACGUAGUGAGAAGUAAGCAUUUUGUGAGGAGAAUAUGAACAAACAUAAACUGACAAUGAUAAAUUAAAAGAAUGUGUGUUAAAUUUGGAGUACCAAACUUCUUACAGAAGAUAUGAAAUGUCGUUCAAAUGAAUUGGUUAUACAUGUAUUUAACUUAAAGGUUGCAAGAUUGUUGUAGCAGUGAACAAAUAAUUUAUGUUUGUGAAUGAUUGUUUGAUUGUUUACACAUGAUGAUCACUCCAGGAAUAUACAAUAUUGUUAUGUUACACAUUCUUCACGAUGUGCUUGACAUCACUAUGUAAACAUUUGUAAAAUUGCAGUAAUUGUUUUCUAAGUGCAUGUAAAUAUAUGAAGAUUUGAUUUAUUCCAGUUAUCAAUUUUCCAUUUGGUCUCCGGUUAAUAUGCUACUACUUCCAUAUUGUUUGCUUAAAUAAUUCAUGUAUUAUCUACAUACAUUUUUGUACAUUUUAUUGGGCAAACAAAUUAAUAAUCAUUUUUUCUGAGCUACAAAGUUUACCUAGUAAAAUUGGAAAAGGGCAGACAUUAUUAACGGCAAAUUAAUGAUCUCAAUGGUGUGUUGUUUAUUGCAUACAUGUGUGUGUGUGUUAUAUUGUAUAUACAUUUGCCUAUACUGGUACAUGUACUUUCCUAACUGUAUGUUAUACUCUCUUUUUUUUAUUGUGAUUUGUACAUAGAUUUUUAGUGUCUGAUUACUGUUUCCUUGUUUUGAUUGAUUUCUUUAUAUAAUGAAAUGAAUGAAAGCUCAUAAUUUUAAUUAAAUUGUACAUUGAUUUGUUUGCAAAAUAAAUAACAUUUCUCUUGACAUAAUCACUGUGGAGUGAACUUAGAGCUGUUUUCUUAUCAGUAUAUAGAGGUAGAUAGUAACUCAUUGUGUUUGUUUGACUAUAGUUUAAACACUUGAAAAGUCAUAGUAUUUGGGGAAAUCAAAUACAAACUUUCUGUUAAUAAAAGUAAAACUUUUUCCUUACUACUUUGAUCAAAUUUUCCAGAUUUAAAUAGUGUUGCUAUGAUGUAUUUGAUUUGUUUGUCUAAAUGUCCGUGUUAUUCUGCUAUUUGUCUAUGUUUCAUGCUUUUCACAUGGAAGAUGUCCAAAAGCCAUCAAUCAACAGUAGAUAAAAAACAUAAAAAAACUAGCUCUAUCAAAAUACUAUUGUAAUUAAUUAGUGUUUUACGGGAUUGACAAUUAUACAAACAAAAGCAAUGGGGAAAUAUGUAGCAUUUGAUAAAUUGCAUGAUUUUAAUUUGGAAUUACAUUUUAGUUUGUAUCAUGCAAAUCAGUUAAAUGCUAACAUCUAAUUAACAUGUCUAUAUACAUGUUUCUGAAAUGCUGUCUGAACAUUUUGUACAGUAUAUGAAAGCCUGUUACAUUUAAUUCAGAUAAAUACAAAAAUGUAAGUGUAAACAGUGGCCUGUUUUAUGUUUGGUCAAAGACAUGUGAGAUUUUCAUAUGAAUGUAAGAUAUAAAAUCAAAUUAUGUAUCCAAAUAUGCUAAAUUUGCUAAGAUGAUCAGUACAGUAUUUCUCAUCACAAGGAAAAUACAAAUAUUUGGAUCUUGGUUAUUUUGCUUUGGUGGUUGCUGAAAGGGAACAAACAAUAAUUUAUUUUAUGCAAAUGAGAGGUCUAUCCAAUGGACGUUUUUAUGCCCCCGGAUCGAAAGAUCGGGGGUAUAUUGUUUUUGGCCUGUCUGUCUGUGUCUGUCAUUGUGUCAGUCAGUGAUUGCAUGUGUGUGUCACAAACUUUAACCUUGGUUAAAGUUUGAUAACUUCUGCAAUAUUGAAGAUAGCAAUGUCAUAUUUGGCAUGCAUGUGUAUCUCAUGGAGCUGCACCUUUUGAGUGGUGAAAAGUCAAGUUCAAGGUCAUCCUUCAAGGUCAAAGGUCAAAUAUCAUUGGAUUUUUCGUUCCUAAAACUUUAUCCUUCGUUAAAGUUUGGUCAUAACUUUUUGAAUAUUGAAGAUAGCAAUUUGAUAUUUGGCAUGCAUGUGUAUCUCAUGGAGCCGCACAUUUUGAGUGGCUAAAGGUCAAAGGUCAAAUGUAUGGCUUCAAAGCGGCGCAAUAGGGGGCAUUGUGUUUCUGACAAACACAUCUCUUGUUGAAUAUUUGUAAUUGCAUUGUAUGUUUGUUUAUAGAUAUAUAUUAAAUAUCAAAUCAAAAUGUCAAAUGAAAUUAAAUUGCAAUCUUAUUCUCAUUAAGUUUACAUGUUGCUAUAUUAAAAUGCUUCUGAUACUAUUUUUGUGCUUCUUAGAUGAUGUUUGUAGACAUUUAUUGCAGUACACUGUAGUAGCAUAUUAUAUAGACACAUUUAAAAAAAGUGUAAUUUUCAAUAAUUAUUUGUUUUAAAAAAUAUAUAUUUUUUGUAAAAAUUUAAUCUAGCUUCACUUUUUGAAGAUAAGGCAAGCUAUUGUAUAGGACCCAGCGUUGGCAUCUAAGCUUUGUUUAAUUUGUUUCUUCAAAUAGUUUCUCAGGAAUGGUAAAAUGGCUAGAACUAUUUCAGGUAAAACUAAAAAUAUGAGUUGUAUUCCCCAUAUUCAUAUAAACUCACAAAGCCAAGUUUAGUAACUUAUUGACGUUUUUCAAGGUUAAAAGGUUACUUAUGCACAGUAUAGGCAGGUUAAAGUUUUUGGGUAAGUUUGUUGCUCAGGAAUGGCUGAAGGGAUUUCAUUCAAACUUGAAACAUGCAUUUUUAGCUCAUCUAUUUUUUAGAAAAAAUAUUAUGAGCUGUUGUUAUCACCUUGGGGUCGGCAUCUGGUUAAGUUUUGCGUUUAGGUCCACUUUUCUCAGAAAGUAUCAAUGCUAUUGCAUUCAAACUUGGUAUACUUACUUACUAUCAUGAGGGGACUGGGCAGGCAAAGUUAGAUAACUCUGGCGUGCAUUUUAACAGAAUUAUGUGCCCUUUUUAUACUUAGAAAAUUGAAAAUUUUGGUUAAGUUUUGUGUUUAGGUCCAUUUUAUUCCUUAAGUAUCAAAGCUAUUGCUUUCUUACUUGCAACACUUACUAACUAUCAUAAGGGGGCUGUGCAGGCAAAGUUAUGUAACUCUGACUGGCAUUUGGAAGGAAUUAUGGGCCCUUUAUACUUAGAAAAUUAAAAAGUUGGUUAAGUUUUGUGUUUUGGUCCACUUUACCCCUAAAGUAUCAUAGAUAUUGCUUUCAUACUUGGAACACUCGCAAACUAUCAUAAGUGGACAGUAAAAAGACAAGUUGCAUACUCUGGUUGUAAUUUUUACGGAAAUAUGGCCCUUUUUUGACUUAGUAACUUUGAAUAUAUGGUUAAAUUUUGUGUUUCGAUCCACUUUACUUCUAAAAAAUCAAGGCUAUUGCUUUCAACGUCAAAUACCAUCAUGCUAUCAUGAGGUUACUGUACCUGGCAAGUUGAAUUUUACCUUGACCUUUGAAUGACCUUGACUCUCAAGGUCAAAUUAUUAAAUUUUGCUAAAAUUGCCAUAAC